AUGCGCAUUCGAGUCGUGGUACGCAAACGACCCAUGGCCCGAACAGAAAGCAGUGCGGCGGGUGACGCCGACAUCGUGCACGCGUUGCAUUGUGGGUCGUUCGGAAAGAUUCUCUGCUAUCAACCAAAAACAAAAGUCGAUCUGACCAAAAGCAUUGAAACAGUGCCGUUUUGCUUCGACAACGUCUUUGACGAACACGCCACCAAUGUGCACGUGUACGAGCGCGCCGUGCGCGGUCUCAUACCCGCACUCUUGGAUGGGCAGUGGUGCAGUAUAUUUGCCUAUGGGCAAACCGGCAGUGGUAAAACCUUUACGAUGAUGGGAUCCAACCAACACCGGCCCUCCAAAAACGCGUCCAAUUUUGGCCUCUACUACAUGUCCGCCUUGGAUAUUUUUGCCGCCCUGAAUUCGCCGUCGUUGUCACAUUUAUCCGUCGGACUUUCCUGCUUUGAGAUUUACGCCGGCAAGCUGUUUGACUUGCUGAGUAUCCCGGCCGGUCGCAACGCAAUUAAAUGCCUCGAAGAUGGUGAUGGUCAGGUUUGUUUUCCCGGUCUGAGUGAACACGAUGUGGAUGACCCCGACGCGUUGCUCAGCUUAAUGGAACGUGCCGCGACCCAACGAUCCACGGGAACGACCUCGCGCAACGCUGACAGUUCCCGAUCGCACGCGAUCGUGCAAUUGCAUUUGCGUUACAAUGAGCUUUGCGAUGAUGACGAUAUGUUGGGUACCGAAUUUAGUCGAUUGACGUUGAUUGACCUAGCCGGCAGUGAGAGAGGUGCUGACACGAACAGUGCGAGCAGAGCAACUCGGAUGGAAGGGGCCGAAAUCAACACCAGCCUACUGGCACUCAAAGAAGUAAUUCGAGCCAUGGGCCAAGGCUGUGAUGUCCACGUACCCUUUCGGGGAAGUAAAUUGACCCAAGUGCUCAAAGAGAGUCUGGUCGGUAAGCAUUGCCGUUCCGUCAUGAUUGCCUGUAUCGCCCCAAAUAUGGGGAACUGCGAGCAAACUUUGAACACCCUGCGGUACGCGGACCGUGUCAAAUCCCGC
Messenger RNA from Phaeodactylum tricornutum CCAP 1055/1, 1047 nucleotides. It is a transcript of the gene Pt-KIF9, whose product is annotated as mcak-like kinesin-like protein. Lineage: Eukaryota; Bacillariophyta; Bacillariophyceae; Surirellales; Neidiaceae. Gene Ontology annotation, biological process: microtubule-based movement. The transcript has 2 exons. The record is from RefSeq and is a predicted model, not a curated record. Gene Ontology annotation, molecular function: microtubule motor activity; ATP binding; microtubule binding. The annotation marks the transcript as partial.